Messenger RNA from Heterostelium album PN500, 429 nucleotides. It is a transcript of the gene rpl26, whose product is annotated as uL24 family ribosomal protein. Lineage: Eukaryota; Evosea; Eumycetozoa; Acytosteliales; Acytosteliaceae. The record is from RefSeq and is a predicted model, not a curated record. Bases 1 to 429 code for a protein of 142 amino acids. Gene Ontology annotation, biological process: ribosomal large subunit biogenesis; cytoplasmic translation. Gene Ontology annotation, cellular component: cytosolic large ribosomal subunit. Gene Ontology annotation, molecular function: RNA binding; structural constituent of ribosome. The transcript is spliced from 3 exons.
AUGAAGAGAAAUCCAACCGUCAGUUCAUCACGUAGAAAGUCCAGAAAGGCCCAUUUCACCGCCUCCUCUGGAGAAAGAAGAGUUCGUAUGAGCUCUGCUUUGUCAAAGGAGCUCCGUGCCAAGUACAACGUUAGAUCUGUCCCAAUCCGUAAGGAUGAUGAGGUCAAGGUUGUCUCUGGAGAUCACAAGGACGUCACUGCCAAGGUCAUCGCCUGUUACAGAAAGAAGUACGUCAUCCACCUCGACAAGCUCACUGUCACCAAGGCCAACGGUAACACCGCUCAAAUCGGUAUUCACCCAUCAAAGGUUGUCAUCACCAAUUUGAAGUUGGACAAGGACCGUAAGAAUUUAUUGGAUCGUAAAUGCAGAUCUAAGGAAUCCGACAAGGGUAAGAUCACCAAGUCUGAAGUUUCCGCUGAUGUCAACUAA